UCCCGGACGACUCCGGAGGCCCCGACGGUCCGGCUGCCCCAGCUGCAGGGCCGGGCCCCGCCCCUCCCCCUGGCGGCGGCGGCCGUGUUGUUGUGGCGGUGGCGGCGGCGGAGCUGGCUGAGUCCUAGCGCCUGACCCAGCGCGCCGCUGCGGAGGGGCCGCUCCGACCGCCUCGCCGCAGGAUUAAUUUAUUUUUGGAAAUCAAGUGCAAUAUUAAAAGGAAAACAAACCACACUACAUUAUUGGAAGCCAUUUCUGCUAAUUGUAAUACAUUUUAAAAUUUAUGAUUUGAUUUGAAUACUAUCAUGGGAGGAGCUGUGAGUGCUGGGGAAGAUAAUGAUGACUUAAUUGAUAACUUAAAAGAAGCUCAGUAUAUCCGCACUGAAAGAGUGGAGCAAGCCUUCAGAGCGAUUGAUCGCGGAGAUUACUAUUUGGAAGGCUACCGAGACAAUGCUUACAAAGAUUUAGCCUGGAAGCAUGGGAACAUACACUUGUCAGCACCUUGCAUUUAUUCUGAAGUUAUGGAAGCAUUGAAACUUCAACCAGGAUUGUCUUUUCUUAACCUGGGAAGUGGAACCGGAUAUUUAAGUACAAUGGUGGGCUUAAUUUUAGGUCCUUUUGGAAUAAAUCAUGGGAUUGAGCUUCAUUCAGAUGUGGUGGAAUAUGCCAAGGAAAAACUGGAGAGCUUCAUCAAAAAUAGUGAUAGCUUUGAUAAAUUUGAGUUCUGUGAACCUGCAUUUGUGGUUGGUAAUUGCCUCCAGAUAGCAUCUGACAGUCAUCAGUAUGAUCGAAUUUACUGUGGAGCUGGAGUCCAGAAAGACCAUGAGAACUACAUGAAAAUAUUACUAAAAGUGGGAGGCAUUCUAGUCAUGCCCAUAGAAGAUCAGUUAACACAAAUUAUGCGAACUGGACAAAACACUUGGGAAAGUAAAAAUAUCCUUGCUGUUUCAUUUGCUCCACUUGUGCAACCAAGUAAGAAUGAUAAUGGGAAACCAGAUUCUGUGGGACUCCCCCCCUGUGCUGUCAGGAAUCUCCAGGACUUGGCUCGUAUUUACAUUCGACGCACACUUAGAAAUUUCAUAAAUGACGAGAUGCAGGCCAAGGGGAUUCCUCAGAGGGCUCCCCCCAAAAGGAAAAGAAAGAGAGUUAAACAGAGAAUUAACACUUACGUAUUCGUGGGUAAUCAGCUUAUUCCUCAGCCUCUAGACAGUGAGGAGGAUGAAAAAAUGGAAGAAGAUAACAAAGAAGAGGAGGAGAAAGAUCACAGUGAAGCCGUCAAGCCAGAGGAGCCACCUCAGAAUUCACUGAGAGAAAAAAUCAUGAAGCUCCCCCUUCCUGAAUCUUUAAAAGCUUACUUGACAUAUUUUAGAGAAAAAUAACUUAGAUCAAGAAGAAAGAAUGCCUACUGAUAAUUCCUUUAGUCUUGAAAAUGUAGCAUUUGUUAGGAGUUAAAAGAGAGAAUUCUUUCUUUCAUCAGAGCAAACUAUAGUGGAAAAAAGUAUAACUUGUUUCUGUCUUAAUAAUAAAAAUGAUGUAUUCAGUGAUUAAAAAGAAUCCCUUUUAUAAAAUAUAUUUUUCUUUAAAUCUUAGAAAAAUUACUGUUUUAAGUCAGAGUGACUCCAAGAGUGGAAUGCAACAAUAGUCAAGACUGUACUGUAAAUCCUUUUCUGAUUCCUUGCAGAUUUGUAGUAGUGAGGGUUAGAUUUAAUUUUAUAGAAGGUUAAAUAACUGUUUAACAUAUAUAAUCUGAUUUGAAUCGCAGCUGUUUGCAUAUCUUCUAUGGAAACUUUCUUAUCUAGUAAGGAAAUCAAAUGCUGUGUAGACCCACUUUUGUUGCAGUCACUAUUGCUGAGUUGCUAUAGAUGUAUUCCGGGCAAUAUAUGAGUGCAAUAACAAUACAGAUAUUGAAUAAUUUAGCUUUAAAAAAAGUUUCAUGGAAUUCAACAGCACUGCUACUUUUGCUUUUGAAUCUAUUGCCAAAAGACAUGAGGAAAAGAUCUGCUUCUCUCAUAGAGAUUUUAAGAGCACAUCAAGUGAAUAUUGAAGUAAGAAGUAUAUACUUAAUACAACUCUUAAUUUGUAUGGACCCUUUACAUUUUCAGUAUUUAAAAAUAAUGAGGUUAUCUUACUCUCUGGUGUUGUAGAAGACAGUUUUUUCUAGAUUCUAAAAUGUUGGCUUUAAAAAAAAAUCCGUCGUCCUAUACGACUAUUGACAGCACAGACAGCGAGUGAAUAAGCCUGAGUGACGGCCAGAGCAGAUUUGGAUAAUGGGUACACUUCAGCAGACAGAACUUUUUGUUCAUCUGAAUAUUUUGUCUUUGACAAGGCAGGGCUGAGCUAGCCUACACUUGCUUUGCAAUUCAUCUUUGUAGUAUAGGAAAUAUUCACAGACAUUGUAUGUAGAUGCCAUUUGCUUUGAAAAUGCAGUUCAGAAUCAUAGUGUAAUCUUUGGGACCUACGUUGUGCUCAUUUAACUUCUUCCCAUGUGUUUUUUUUUGUUUCUUUGGGUAGAAUUAUAAUAAUUUUUAUUUUUCGCUUAAUAUCAUGUACUUAAACUAUCCAUCAUUUGAAUGUUAGUUAUAGCUUAUCAGUGAUAAAACAGGUAGUAAAUGGCAUUAUUGGUUUGUUUCUUUUCUUUCUACUAGGGCCUGAAAACAGUCAUUCCUUGUUAAGAAAGUCUACAGUAUAAGAUAUUUACUACUUAGUGUUACAUGGAUUAUAUAUUUUUGAAAAGGACAAAUUUGAAAGUAUCACUUAUUACCACCAGCAUCACUAUUAAAUAGUUGAUCAAAUAUGCUUAAGGCAACCCAAUCAAGGUAUAGGGAAAGGAUUGUUAUCUCUCUGCAAAGAUUCAACUAUUAGUAAUAUAUAGAUGGUUUCAAAAAUCUCAGCUCUGGUAAUUCCACACAUCUAAAAGCAAGUGCUUAAAAUAUUCUAAACAUGAAUUAUUCCAAGUAAAUAAGGAUAUUUUAGUAGUGCGAAAGAUAAUUUCAUGAAAGAUAUUUGUUUUAUACCAGUGAUUGG
Molecule: messenger RNA, 3024 nt
Organism: Diceros bicornis minor
Lineage: Eukaryota; Metazoa; Chordata; Mammalia; Perissodactyla; Rhinocerotidae
Gene: PCMTD1
Product: protein-L-isoaspartate (D-aspartate) O-methyltransferase domain containing 1
Exons: 6
Coding region: 306-1379 (357 amino acids)
Biological process (GO): protein modification process
Cellular component (GO): cytoplasm
Molecular function (GO): protein-L-isoaspartate (D-aspartate) O-methyltransferase activity
Source: RefSeq, a predicted model, not a curated record